Molecule: messenger RNA, 2471 nt
Organism: Arabidopsis arenosa
Lineage: Eukaryota; Viridiplantae; Streptophyta; Magnoliopsida; Brassicales; Brassicaceae
Source: the annotation of a GenBank genome assembly
CCACAAUUACUAAUUAACCAACUCAAAUCUUGGAGCUCAAGAAACAACAAUGUCGGAGAUGGCCGGAGAUUCUUCGACAUCAGAAGAGAAAACACAUAAACCGAACCGCGAGAGGAAUGUCUCUGGCGAACUUGACGUCUUCCAAGCCACUCGUUAUUUCUCUGAGUUCAACGAACCAACGACGAUCGAGCACUCAAGAAUCCAAAUUCAGAAACAAAUCAUUGUUACAGAAAAUCGACAGAAGAGAGUACACCCUGAGACAGAGGAGCAGCUUCCGAAACCUAGAGUCGUCGUCAUAAAGCCGCAGAAGAAAGAGAUGACACGUGGCGGCGGUAAGAAGCUAACAAGUUUCUUGAACUCUCUUCUUCGCUCAGCGGGUCUAAAGAAGUCAAAGUCAACGCUGGAGGUGGAGACUCCACGAGGAGAAAGGAUGAGGAGGAAGAGCUGCGUGGUGACCACACACGUUGAAGCGUCUUCUCCAAUUUCCUGUGCCGGCGCGUGGAGUUUAAACGCGCGUAGGAGAAGCUUUGAUGAGAAAGACGUGAAAGAUUUGAAGAAGAGUGAUCAGAAGCUGAACAUAAGGUUUUGUGAGAGUCUCUAUUCGGUCCAAAGGGUGGAGUGUAAAAAUCCAAGUGCAGGAGAUGAGAAUGAUGUAAAUGGUGGAUGCGAGAGUGAUUCAAGUUCUGAAUCUGAUCUUUUUGAGUUGGAUUUCAAGAAGUCAGCAGUAACAAUGGCCAGUUUCAAAUCCUCCUUCGCAGUCACAAUCUUGGUUAUGUUUCAUCCCGCAGCAAUCUCUUUUGUUGCUUCCAAUCGCUCAUUUCAGCUCGGCGAUCAAUGCUCGUCGGACGAAGACUGCAAUGUUGGACUUGGUUGUUUUAAAUGCGGUAUAGAUGUUGCAAGAUGCGUUAGAUCAAAUAUCACAGAUCAGUUCUCCGUUGUGAACAAUUCGAUGCCGUUCAAUAAAUAUGCAUUUUUGACGACCCACAAUUCUUAUGCCAUUGAAGGGAAACCGCUUCAUGUGGCGACCCAAGAAGAUACUAUAGUGCAACAACUCAAUAGUGGUGUUCGAGCAUUGAUGUUGGAUACCUACGAUUACGAAGGAGACGUAUGGUUGUGCCAUUCGUUCGAUGAACAAUGCUUUGAGUUCACCAAGUUUAAUCGGGCGAUAGACACAUUCAAGGAGAUAUUCGUGUUCUUGACAGCGAAUCCAUCAGAGAUCGUGACAUUAAUCUUGGAGGAUUACGUCAAAUCCCCAAACGGGUUAACCAAAGUAUUUACCGAUUCCGGUUUGAAGAAAUUUUGGUUUCCGGUUCAAAAUAUGCCUUUAGGUGGCCAAGAUUGGCCGUUGGUUAAGGAUAUGGUUGCCAAUAACCACCGGUUAAUCGUUUUCACUUCAGCUAAAUCUAAGCAAGAAACCGAAGGAAUAGCUUACCAGUGGAAUUACAUAGUGGAAAACCAAUAUGGGGACAAUGGAGUUAAACCAGAUGAAUGUAGCAAUAGAGCAGAGUCUGCACUGUUAACCGAUAAAACAAAAUCUUUGGUUUUGGUAAACCAUUUCAAGACAGUUCCGGUUAAGAUAUUGACUUGUGAGGAGAACUCUGAACAACUUCUCGAUAUGAUUAAGACAUGUUACGUAGCCGCAGGGAACCGAUGGGCCAAUUUUGUCGCCGUCAACUUUUACAAGAGGAGUGAUGGAGGAGGAACAUUUCAAGCGGUUGAUAAACUAAACGGAGAGCUUCUAUGUGGACGUGAUGAUGUGCAUGCUUUUCAACAGCAACAAGCGAUGCAGAAGAACACUUUAUACGUAGGAGGUUUAGCUGAUGAGGUUAACGAAUCGAUCCUUCACGCUGCGUUUAUACCUUUCGGCGAUAUCAAAGACGUGAAGACGCCGUUGGACCAAGCGAAUCAGAAGCACAGAUCCUUCGGAUUCGUCACUUUUCUUGAGAGAGAAGACGCUUCUGCUGCCAUGGAUAAUAUGGAUGGUGCUGAGCUUUAUGGUCGUGUUCUCACUGUUAAUUAUGCUCUCCCUGAGAAAAUCAAGGGUGGUGAACAGGGUUGGGCUGCUCAUCCACUUUGGGCAGAUGCAGAUACAUGGUUUGAGAGGCAGCAACAGGAAAAAGAGAUGCUGAAGAUGCAAGCUGAGAACAAGGCUGCCAUGGAGACUGCUGAGGAACUUCACAGGAAGAAAUUGGCGCAAGACCGACAAGGCGAGAUGGAGGAAGAUACAGAGACCAAAGAUGAUCCUAUGGCUAGAGCCGAGGCUGAUGCUCUAAGUCACGGCGAUGCCUAAUGAAAGUAAGCAUUACCGGUUUCUCUCAUGCACCUUGUCCUGUAGGCUGUAGGAUAACAAUUGUGUUUUCGCCCGAGUGUGUAACACUGUCACUAUCACCUCAUAGAGUUUUUGAGGUUAGAUCGUUUCUUGAAGUUGCUGAACAUGUUAUUGUUAUAGUUAAUAGACUUGGUAGUUUGGU